This is a messenger RNA of Spodoptera littoralis (African cotton leafworm), 555 nucleotides long. NCBI's taxonomy places the organism in Eukaryota, Metazoa, Arthropoda, Insecta, Lepidoptera, Noctuidae. The record is from the annotation of a GenBank genome assembly.
AUGGGAAGUCCAGAAAGAGAAUUGUGCCCACCACCAUCAGAAGAAGAUGAAUUAACACUGCCAAGAGCAAGUAUCAAUAAAAUGAUUAAAGAAUUGGUCCCUUCUGUGCGUGUAGCCUUCGAAUCACGGGAAUUAAUUCUGAACUGUUGCACGGAAUUCAUACAUUUAAUAAGUUCAGAAGCUAAUGAAGUUUGUAAUCAAAGCAACAAAAAGACAAUCAAUGCUGAACAUGUACUCACAGCUCUGGAUAGAUUAGGAUUUAGUGAUUAUACACUUGAAGCUGAAGCCGUUUUAAAAGAUUGCAAAGCCGUUGCUGCCAAAAGGAGACGGCAAAGUACAAGACUGGAAAACCUUGGUAUACCUGAAGAAGAACUGUUAAGACAGCAGCAAGAACUAUUUGCUAAGGCGCGAGAAGAACAAGCAAAACAAGAGCAGCAACAGUGGUUACUGUUACAGCAGCAAGGACUAGUGGGAGCCGAGGGUGCUACUCAGCCAUAUGUGCCUCCUCCCCCAGGACCUAGGCUUGAUGAUGAAGAAGAUGAUGAUUACUCAUAA